AUGGCCUGGGAGUCUUACGCCAGAUUCCAGAAGAUUUCGGCGGAUGCCGAUGCAGAUGCAGCAAGUUCGGAUGAUGAUGUGGCGGACAACCCCCACACGGAGGAAGGAAUGAUGAGGGCUUUCGUGUGCUUACAUGAUCUUCGGUUGAAAACAGAUGCGAAGCUGAAGGAAUGUGGUCUUGCAGAUGCAAGUGUUGAUGCAGGACUUGAUCAUGAUGUAAACCUCCAGCAGGCAGGUGUUGCGUUGAAUGAGUAUGACACCAUUUGCCAUCGUGUUCUGGCUAUGGAUGGUGCCAACGACGAGACACAGCUUCAUUCUGUGGGUCAUGCUAUCGAAGUUUCGCAUUGCAGGAGUUCGGCGGCCAGAAUCGCAUACUUCUGCCAGUCAUACAGCCUGGCAAUGCAGCGUUCGUCCCAGGCCGUGCGUGCUUGCAGUGCGGCUCUCGAUUCCACCCACAAGCAACCCCUUGCGAUUUCGUUGCUUCAAAAAACGCUGGUAGAUGCCCUAAUUCUUCGCUCGAUGACGUCGCUGCAGCAGGGCAGUUUCAACAAAGCACGGCAAGACGCACUCCUGGCACACGCAAAGUCGAAAUAUGUACCAGGUAAAGCGGAGGAGACAUUGAGGCUUGCAGUCCGUUGCGAAAUGGCACUUAAGGCGGGUGGCCCUGGUGCCAACGGCGAAGGUUGUCCGCUAACACCAGAAGCUGCUUGCGCAUUGCAGUUGGGCAGUGCCAGCACGGGAGAGCCAUCCACAACCAAUGCCAUACUUUCCGUGCGGAUGCCCGAGACCGGCCUCAACGACAUGGAUUAA
This is a messenger RNA of Symbiodinium sp. CCMP2456, 810 nucleotides long. The record is from the annotation of a GenBank genome assembly. NCBI's taxonomy places the organism in Eukaryota, Dinophyceae, Suessiales, Symbiodiniaceae.